GUGCUGCUAGUAUAGCCCUAGCAGCGGCCGUAUCAGGGGCUAGGAAUGUCUGGAAUUUUACUCCAUAUUCAUUAAUAAUCCCACAUAAAUCAAGCUGAUACGGUGCGCGAUUGGUCAGUUGGCCUUCAAUCGCGGCGGAAAUGUAGUUAAUAUUAAUCUGGUGUGCAUGACAUCACAGAAUGCUUCGUUAAUUGAUUGGCUACACUGGCCCCCAGCUGACACGGCUGGCUGUCAAUCACAGGGCGCGGAGUCUUUUGAUGUUGGCCGGUCGCCUUUGCGUCUGUACACAACUGAAUGGUUGGGGUUCAUUGACGUGGGACGUGGAAAGAAAGUGGAGUCAACUUGAAACGGUUUCGCCGCGAUUUUUUUUUCCACCCGUGGAUUUUUUUAAAACCCGGGCCGUACAAUGCCACAGCAGCCCAGCCGUGGUGGCGAAGACGAUGGGCCCCCGGACGAGACCAAGACCUACCACACCGAAGGAGAACAGGAGGAGAAAAUCAACGAGAAUGCCGUGGGAGUCCGGGAAUCUUUCGACCAUCUCAACGACGAAAAGUCCAGCCUGGUGAACGCGUACGAGGGGGAAUGCUCGAGCAGUGGCUCCAACAAAUCCAGCUCAAGUUCACAGAGGAAUAAACGGCUAGGACCGAGCGAGUAUGCCGACUCGAGCAAGGACGGCCGGCCUAAGAAACUCCAUGGUGUCCCCGUUGUUGGUGAAGCCCCUGCGCUCGGAUUGAAUGGAUUUACCAGUCGAUUUGAAAGUUCCCCGUCCUACUCGACCCCAGGGAGUAAAGCCGAGCAUUUCCAUGACAUCGCCCGGUUUGCCGCGUACAACAACCUGGCGAUCAUCGCCGGCGGAUACCAUCCAAAUGGCUCCAUGGUACCCGGCUCUUCGGUAAGUCCCCAUUUAAUUUGUUUUUGGUUCAAAUUUUCUCGUCUCUGAUCAAAGCACUUAGCU
Molecule: messenger RNA, 955 nt
Organism: Patiria miniata (bat star)
Lineage: Eukaryota; Metazoa; Echinodermata; Asteroidea; Valvatida; Asterinidae
Product: transcription factor 7-like 2
Exons: 3
Coding region: 407-940 (177 amino acids)
Source: RefSeq, a predicted model, not a curated record